Molecule: messenger RNA, 2754 nt
Organism: Penicillium lagena
Lineage: Eukaryota; Fungi; Ascomycota; Eurotiomycetes; Eurotiales; Aspergillaceae
Exons: 1
Coding region: 1-2754 (917 amino acids)
Source: RefSeq, a predicted model, not a curated record
AUGGCGUACAACGGAGCCCUGCCGCAGACUCUCAAGUCCAUUACGGCUACCAAGAUUACCGAGCUGGCCAAGCAGCGUGCACUGUUCGACGAGCGCAAAAAUGAGAUCCUCUCCGCCGCCAAUGCUGCGCCGGAUUUGCGAGCUCGCGCCCAUGCUCUGUUAGACGGCCUGUCACGCCUGAAAGGCUAUCCGAAAGACGCGCUCGACAAGGAUGACAUGGACCUGGAUGUCGACUCGUCAGGCAAUGAUUCCGAUUCCGAAGCCGGCGAUAUUUACUCCCCCGGAAUGGGUCAACUGCAUCACGCCGAUCACACGAAUAUUCGGCGCUUUCUCUUACAGGGCCGCUACGAUGCGUCGAUCUCGGAAGCAACAAUCCGCGACUGGAUUGUGCAACUUGAAAACGAGCUACAAUACCUGGAGCUCAAGCACGAGCAUGCUGACUUCUACAGUAAGCUGGUGACUGAAUGGCUGGAGCAUCUAGAUCAACGCAUUACGUUGCCAACAGCGGACGAUACAGACGACACCGCAUCGAGCAAGUCCGCAACAAGCUUUGAGAACGUCGGUCGCGCAGAAAUGCAUGAACAGCGAGCUACAUGGGAAUCCCUAGUCUUUUCACCUGCCAUAUCUGUCAACUAUGUCAAGAUCCGCGAUUAUCUUGACGGCCUCUUCACCAAGACCAAGUUGUCUCGGGAGGCUCUCAAGCUCCUGAGAGAGAGCAUCCAAAGGUUUGGGACAGACCUCGCCGCUAAACAAGAGUGGCUUGAUGUUAAUGAGCUUACGUGGGUUUCAAAGGCGUUGAUAAAGACCGACCUGCUCAGCAACGAGAAGUCAACCAUCUUGAAGGAGUUCAUGCGGAAUAAGGAAGUCCUACAGGAGGUGGCGGAUGUGCUCAAUAUGCGCCUCGCGUCCCUUGAAAGCUGGAAAUGGGACAAGCAGGGCAUUCCCGUUGAGAUGCGCCGCCAGCUCAACGGCAAGUACCGUGUUUUUAUGGACGAAGAUCUUCUCGACAGUCUUCUGCUACAGUAUCUAGGGACUACCUGGGCUGUCAAGCUGCGAAAAGUAUUUGAGAGCUUUCUGCACUCUCAUGCGUGGUUGGAAAUGCGAGAGGACAUUCCUGCCGAGUACACAAAGAGGCGCAAGUAUUUCCUGGGGCCACGAGCUGCCCCGGGUCUGCAGACCGUGAAUGAACUCCGGAAGCAGACGUACGAAAAGGAGUAUUUCAUGAGCCAGCUUCCUACUUCUACAGACGAGGGUGCAAGAAAGUACGAUGACGAUGGACCGCAGACCAAAAACGCUCUUCAGACAAAACACUCCCUUCUUCAUCUCCUCGUCACCGAGUCCAUUAUUCACAAAACUCAGCGCGGCGAGUUCACAGCUGUCCGUUCUGAUUUCCAGUGGUUCGGACCUUCGAUGCCUCAUUCAACAAUCCUCACAGUGAUGGAUUACUUUGGCGUGCCAGAGAUGUGGCUGAAUUUCUUCAGGACCUUCCUCGAGGCUCCUCUACGUUUCGUUCAGGAUGGUCCAGAUGCGCCUGUUCAAGUUCGCAGACGAGGCCUCCCGAUGAGCCAUACACUCUCCGACUGCUUCGGGGAGUCUGUCCUUUUUUGCAUGGACUAUGCGGUAAACCAAGCCACCAAUGGAGCAUUCCUUUACCGGCUUCACGACGACUUCUGGUUCUGGGGCACAGAGUAUGGCUGUGUGAAAGCUUGGAACUCCAUGUCAGAGUUUUCCAGCAUCAUGGGCCUCACCUUCAACCAGGAGAAGACUGGAACUGUGCGCAUGACCAGCUCUGAGCCCACAGAGACUCAAGCCAUGGCACUCCCUGUCGGUGACAUCCGUUGGGGUUUCUUGGUUCUUGAUGCGAAGCAGGAAAGAUUCAUCAUCGACCAGAAACAAGUAGAUCAGCAUAUCGAGGAACUGUCGCGACAACUCGCGUCUUGCAAGAGUGUUUUUGCCUGGGUUCAAGCAUGGAAUGGCUACUUUGGGCGCUUCUUCGCCAACAACUUCGCCCGGCCGGCGAUGUGCUUUGGACGAGACCACAUCGACAUGGCGAUAUCGACAUUAAGCCGUAUUGAGCGAACACUCUUUGGAAAAGAUUCAAGUGACACUUCCCAACCCAGUGGCGUCGCGGACUAUCUACGAUCGGUGAUCGCAGACCGAUUCAACAUCCAUGACCUUCCAGAGGGGUUCUUCUACUACCCUGCCGAACUGGGUGGCUUGGGUCUUCUCAACCCAUACAUUCGGCUCCUGUCUAUGCGCGAAAACAUUCAGCAAACUCCUCAGCGACGACUCCAAAAGGCUUCGCUGAGCGAUGAGGGCUCUUACAGGAUUGCCAAAAACAACUUCGAGAAGAACGGACCCGAGUAUGGCACCACCGCGUGGCGCAAUGAGCAAGGAGAGCCGCUUCCUUUUAUGUCGUUCCGCGAGUACUCUCAGUACCCAGAGACCUACAGCUCGGCCCUCCAUGAGGCGUACAAGGAUCUAAUCGAGGUGCCACACGAGAAGAACGUGGCUGCGACGGCCGGGUUCGUCAAGAGCCAAGCAGGGUUGAGAAAUUCCUCGGGCAAGUUGAGCAAGAAGAGUGCCAUUUCUGCAAACUCAAGGAACAUGACUCCUUACUGGCGCUGGGUGGGAGAACUGUACCAUGGCGAGAUGGUGCGUACCUAUGGCAGUCUAGCAGCGGUUAAUCGGGAGUUCAUGCCGCUGGGGGUGGUGAAGACGCUUCAAGAGGGCAAAUUUCGGUGGCAGGGCUGA